AAAUUUUGUUUAUUUUUUAAUAGAUUAAAUAUUUAAGAUGGAUGAUAAGUUUUUCGUAUGCGUUUAUUUCGAGGGAAUCAUCUUGACAACAACUGUUGGAUGUAUAUUUGAAUGUCGGCAAUAAAUAGCAAUGAGAUUUAAUAGAAUUGUCUCGUUGGAUGAAAUGACAAAAAUUUUCUAUAAGUUUUCAGUUUCAACAGAUCCGAUCAAAUUCACCGAAAUAGAACUUGUAGACGACAAAGAUGUGGAGUCAAUGAUCGCUCUUUACUGUGGGAAUGAGAGUGACAAAAAUGUAUCGAUUCACUUAUUUACUGAGUUAACCGGUAUGGAGCAAAAUGAAGAUGUCAAUGCAUAUGGUGAAGAACACGGAGCUCAAGAAUCGUGCAUGGUGGCUCCAAUAUCGUACGUUGAUAGUGAAUUGACUAUAGGUGGGAUCGGUAUCGAUCUCAAUAUUACACCCGAUAUUGAUGUGGUUGGUGAUGAUAGAUAUGAUAGUAGCGAUCAUUAUGAUCAAGAGGUCAAUAGUGACAGUGAUCCCGAUGUGGACGAUGUACCUGAUGAUAUUGACAAUGAAGAUGUGAAUAACGAUGGAAACAUUAACGCAUCUUUGGUCGGGAACCAGAUGCGACGUAUUGUGAUACAAAAUAAUCCUGUGUCACACAUAUCGCUCAUAGACCCCGACGAAGCGCAUGUAGCUGAGUUCCCGGAGUACCCUGAAAUACUUCCUGCUCACCGACUGGCCGUAAAUUUUGAUCAUGAGGAGUUAUUCGUAGGCCAGAGAUUUGAAAGUAAAUAAGAGUGUGUAUUUGCUAUUAAACGGUAUAGCAUGAACAUAUUAGUAGACUAUAAAGUCGUAGUUUCUAAACCGACAGUAUAUAUUGGGGAGUGUUGGAAGGUAGCGGAAGGCUACAAUUGGCGGGUAUGAGCUGCAUUCAAUCAAAAUUCGUAGAUGUGAGAGAUACGAAAAUUUGUUGGGCCUCAUACAUGCACAUCAACACGUAUGAAAGAAGAUCAUCGAAAACUUAAUUCCAAAACUAUCUGCACGUGUAUCAUGCCAAUAGUGAAGGACAUGCCGACCAUUAAAGUUUCGGUACUGAUUGCCGAAAUGCAAGCACAAUUCCAAUAUCGAGUAUCAUAUCGAAAGGCGUGGAUAGCUAAAUAGAUGGCAAUAGAGCAAUUGUAUGGGAUUAUGAUUUGUCAUAUAACGAGCUAUAAGGAUGGAUAGCACUAUGCGAGAGUACGUACCUGAGACUGUGAUUGAGUUACAGACAAGACCAUAUUACGGCCCGGACGACCAAUUACAGCCAGGGAAAAGAAUUUUUCAUCGGAUGUUCUGGACAUUUGAUCCAUAUGUGUGGGCAUUUUCCUACUGCAAUCUGUUUGUGCAGGUGGAUAGAACCUCGCUAUAUGAAUAAUAUACACAGAUCUUACUUCUUGCUGUUGCUCAAGACAACAAUAGAAACAUGCUUCCGAUAGCAUUUGCCAUCGUAGAUAAGGAGAACUUGAAAUCUUGAGAAUUCUUCCUUACCAACCUGUGGAGGUAUGCUAUUAGCAACGAUAAUAUUUGUAUCAUCUCCGAUAGAGGGAAAUGUUUAAUUGCAGCAAUUAGGUGUUCUGGUGUGCCAUGGAGAUCCGUUUACUGCAUCCGUCACAUUGCGGCUAACUUCCAUCGAAAUUAUAAUAAUGCAGACUGGAAGAGACAAAUAGUGGCAAUGGCGUACGAGUUAGAACCACAUAUUUUCCGCCAAAGGAUUAUUCGACUUGAGAGUGACAUGGAGGGUCAAACGAACACAUCUUUUUUAUAGUGGUUGGGUACAAUAGAGCCGUGUCAAUGGGCUCAGAGUUUUGAUGAGGACUUUCAUUAUGGUUAAAUGACCACAAACUUAGUGGAGGGGUCAACGUUGUGUUGUUGAAAACACGACAUCUUCCGAUUGCAUCUGUCUUCUCGGCUACAUUCUACAGGUUGACUACCUUGAUGUCAAGAAUGGGUCAGCAACAGGUCGACCAGAUAGAGGCGGGACACGUGUUUGUCGAAGAUGUUAGGAUGCAAUUGUUGUAAACCGUAGGAUGGCGAGGUUGAUGAAUGUAGAAAUAUAUUCACCACGCCUGGAAACGUUUCGAGUUACAGAAACCAUCGGUCGUCGACCCGGUAUACCACCUAGGUCCUAUGGAAUUGAUCUCCGGAACAGAUGGUGCAAAUGUAAAAGGUUUGAAACACUUCAUUAUCCAUAUGCGCACGUCGUGGCAGCGUGUGCUAAAGUGAACCUUAAUGUUGAACAAUUUAUCAAUGAUAUGUGCACGCUCGAGCGCACAUUAUGUGUUUGGGAAAAUAAGUUCCCCGUCCUACCUGACCUGUCUACGUGGAAGAUGCCUCUGACAACUUUCGAGUUUGUCCCAGACAGAGGGCUACACAGGAAUCUAAGAGGUCGUCCGUAA
Molecule: messenger RNA, 2436 nt
Organism: Gossypium raimondii (Peruvian cotton)
Lineage: Eukaryota; Viridiplantae; Streptophyta; Magnoliopsida; Malvales; Malvaceae
Exons: 2
Coding region: 131-796 (221 amino acids)
Source: RefSeq, a predicted model, not a curated record